Centropristis striata (black sea bass) is the source of this 2185-nucleotide messenger RNA. It is a transcript of the gene thnsl2, whose product is annotated as threonine synthase-like 2. Gene Ontology annotation, biological process: dephosphorylation; 2-oxobutyrate biosynthetic process. NCBI's taxonomy places the organism in Eukaryota, Metazoa, Chordata, Actinopteri, Perciformes, Serranidae. Gene Ontology annotation, molecular function: pyridoxal phosphate binding. The transcript has 8 exons. Bases 332 to 1918 code for a protein of 528 amino acids. The record is from RefSeq and is a predicted model, not a curated record.
UUCACAAUUUUACCUCUCACAUUUACAAUUUUACCUCUCACAUUCACAGGUUUACCUCUUACAUUCACAGGUUUACAGUAUUUUUGGGUUAUGUGAGAGGUAAAAUUGCGUAUGUGAGAGGUAUUUUAUGUGAAUGUGAGCAGUAAAACUGUGAAUGUGAGAGGGAAGAAUGACUUAUGGCUCAUAGAAUUGACCCCUGCAGGAUAUGCACUGGAGCCAAAGCAAGUUAGUUUAAAAGUCUCUUUUCAAACCUUAGACCUCGGAUUGAAGUGAUCAUUAGAAUAUUGUCCAUUUUGUGCAUCUACCAAACCCUAACCUGGGGUUUGGGGGAAUGAAGGGUAAGAUCUGUAGAUGCAGUAGAAGUAUACGCUGCAGUGAGAAUAGGUGCAUAGAAAUGUCAAAAGCUUGUGUGUGUGUAUAUAAUUCUUGUCUCCGUCCACAGGAUUGUCCGAUGCAGUACUGCAGUACUCGGGGCGGGGUCCGUGGAUGGGACUUCAGGGAUGUGCUGUUUUCAGGUUUCGCUCCAGACGGGGGGAUGUUCAUGCCCGAGAGUAUUCCUGUGCUGAGCCCCGACACCCUGAGGGGCUGGAGGGGGCUGAGCUACACCAAGCUGGUGGUGGAGGUCGCCUCACUGUUCAUCCCCACCCAGCUGAUCCCCAGACAGGACCUGGAGGUCCUGGUGUCUGAAGCCCUGUCGGGGUUCUCUGUGCCAGAGGUGGUGAGAGUCGCCCGGCUAAAGGACGGUCUGUCGGUCCUGGAGCUCUUCCAUGGAGACACCUUGGCCUUCAAGGACCUGGCUAUGACCUGCACCGUACGCUUCCUCGACUACUUCCUGCAAAAACAGAACCGCAGAGCUACUGUUGUUGUAGGUACUUCAGGAGACACGGGUGGCUCGGCCAUCCAGAGUGCUAAAGGUCUCCGUGGGCUGGAUGUGCUGGUGGUUUACCCCCGAGGACGCAUCACUCCAGUCCAAGAGAAACACAUGAUCACCUGCCUGGAGGAUAACGUCCAUGUGUUUGCAGCUGACGGCAGCUCAGACGACAUCGAUCAGCCUCUGCGCCGUCUGUUUGCCGACCAGGAGCUGGUCACGUCUCACGGCCUCAUGAGCCUCAACUCAGUCAACUGGUCCAGAGUCAUGGUCCAGCUGGCCCACUUCAUCUUCGCCUACCUGGAGCUCAGCGGAGUGGAUCAGGCCCAGGCUGACGGGGAGCUGCCGGAGCUGGAGGUGGUGGUGCCGACUGGAGGGGCGGGGAACAUCGCAGGCGGCUACAUUGUGAAGCAGAUGGGCCUGCCUCUGAAACUGGUUGCCAUGGUGAAUUCUAAUGACAUCGUGCACAGGACGGUAACCACGGGGGACUUCUCCAUGGCCGGCAAUGUCACACAAACUCUGGCCCCCGCCAUAGACAUCCAGGACCCGUACAACAUGGAGCGAGUGUUCUGGCUGCUGCUGGGUAAAGACGGAGCUUUAGUGAAGAACAUGAUGGAGGAGUUUCAACAGUCCCACAGACACUCUCUGCCCGAAAACCACCGCAAACUGUUAUCACAAGUUUUAUCGUCUGGAACGGUGAGUGAUGAAGGGAUCCUGGAGACCAUGAGGAGCUGCUGGGAGGAGAACCAGUACGUCUUGUGUCCACACACAGCUGUGGCUGUCUGGCAUCACUACCACUGUCCUCACAGCUCCAAGAUCAACAGGUGUUAUAUAGCAACAGCGUCUCCAGCCAAGUUCCAGGCAGCAGUGCAGAGGGCCGGCCUGACCUUUGACCUACCUGAGGCCGUGCUGGCGCUGGACAAAUUGGCGACUCGUUACCAGAACCUGGAGCGGAGCCCGAACUGGUGCACAGACUGGGAGCGAAAGAUGAGAGAGAAAAUCCAGUCAGUGAGUUCAGUGAGGAAGAACGGAGGGACUUACUACAGCUGAGCAGGACUGACUGACUGUUAAACAGGGUUUUAUAUUAUUAAAGUGAAUGUGGAGCAGGUCAGUGACUCUGGCAGCUCGCCUUUGAUCGAUGUGCUUCCUUAUCUGGAUAUAUUACAUUAUGUUGAUGAUCUCUGAUGGACUUUGGUCCGUAGGAUCAUAUGAGCCGUCUUUGUAUUUGUACAGUGAUUCAACACAACAAACCAAUCAGUUACUGACAAUCUUCCUUCCACAACUUUUUCACCAAUCUCAAUAAAUGCUCAAUAAAAA